AUGAUCGUCGGCGACACUGUCCAUCGGAAAAUGAUUUUCCAUCAGAGGAUCAAAGAUUUUGCAAUACCCUUCAAAAAGAGAGUAAAGACUUUAACGUUUAGUGAUCCAGAAAAACGAAUGAUAAAGGGUGUAGCAGUGGUGGAUAAUGACUUCUCCCAUGCAAGUGCCAAUAUAACUGAAGGUGGAGUAGGAUAUUCUUACGUCACAGUUCGAAUGAAAAGCCAGAGGCAUCACCCUCUAAACUUCGAAAUGGAAAUAUACGUCUAG
Molecule: messenger RNA, 267 nt
Organism: Spodoptera littoralis (African cotton leafworm)
Lineage: Eukaryota; Metazoa; Arthropoda; Insecta; Lepidoptera; Noctuidae
Source: the annotation of a GenBank genome assembly